AUACUUAUCUCUUAGGAAUUGUCCCUUUCCCGUCCGCUCCCCCAACAUAACUCCCGCCACCAUUCUCACUCCAUCUCCCUCGGUGCCGUCAACUCCAAUUUCCGGGUGACUCGCCGCAAGAGCGUUACUACCGCUGCCGCUGCAAAUGCUGCUGCCGCCGCCGCGGUCGCGGCGUCUAUGAAGGAGGCUCCUGGUGAUGGGACGGGGCUUACGAUGCCCUCUCAUCGGCGCGGGAGCCGGAAGGGCCUAGAGUCCAGCUCGGUCGGAGCCCCCUCCGGUUUCGGCUCUUAUCUUUCACGAAGCAUGAACAGUCCCAGCCAAGAACCGCCGGUCGCUCGCAAGACGUCACCCAACCAGGCCAACGAUGGAUCGUCGACGGGCCCGACAAAUGCAGAUGCCAAUAACCCGAACCCCAAGCCGGUCAGCACUAAGAACCGAAACAGACGGGCCAGCGAAGGAUCGCACCUGGUCAAAGGCGAAGGGAAGCGUGCCAUGGCAGACCUUCGCUGCGAUCGCUGCGGGAAAGGGUAUAAGCAUGGCAGCUGCUUGUCCAAGCAUAUGUGGGAACACGACCCUGCAUGGGCAAUUACCUCGAAGCUUUUGAUCUCCAAACAUCAGCAGGUCCAGUUGCUGGAGGCUGCCUCCGUUCUGGUCACCAUGACUCAGGAUGGUCCGGAAGAGAACGGAGAGGCCGAGUCGGAUCUUUCUUCCGCGUCACCAGAUGCGUCGUCGGAGCUUCGGGACGGCCUCAGCUCAGCUGAGACGACCCCGCCUCCGAUGGACGAAGAUGAUGACGAUGACGACGAAGACAUGUCUAUGGAGCCGGCAACGAUGGACAAGCGGUACAGCGCUGGCAACCUGUCAGCCCACUUCUCCCAUUCCUACCAGUCCGGUCCCUCGAGCUCCUUCACCAGCAGUGCCCCAUGGGCGUCACCGGCGUUUUCACAUUUCCGCCAUUCCAGUAUCGACACCCGACCUUCCACCGCCGAAGCCAAGCUGCAUGAAGACGAUGAGGCCGACUUGGCUGCUGCCAUCGGACUUUGCAACUUCGGAACCCCGCGCAUGGGUCCACAGCAAAUGUCUCCGAGCGUGCCACCGGUGCCUCCACUCCCUACUCGCUACUUGGAUCAAGCCAGCUCCGUCGAUAACCAGGGCCGUAGCCUGGAUCAAUCGAGAACAGAUGCUACCGAUGCGGCUUUCUCCAGCACCACCCCGAACUUCCUCUCGCUGUCAUUCAACCCCUCCUUGUCAUACAAGGUGUCCGAUGAGCGAGAAGUGAGAACGGGCAAUGCUGACCGUGCCAAGCGGCAGCAUCGCAACGCGGACGUCGACUUCGGAAGCCGGCCUACACAGGCAGACGAUGAUGACGACGGCGUCUUCGGCCGAAUGGAAGAGUAGAACGACGACUCACGUCCGUCUAGACUCCCUCCUUCCCACCCCUCCGGAUCCUCAUAUUCAUUCUGGUUCAGCCUUGGAUCGCUGGCCAGACCGCUGUAUCACAG
Molecule: messenger RNA, 1502 nt
Organism: Aspergillus piperis CBS 112811
Lineage: Eukaryota; Fungi; Ascomycota; Eurotiomycetes; Eurotiales; Aspergillaceae
Product: putative C2H2 finger domain protein
Exons: 2
Coding region: 178-1398 (406 amino acids)
Source: RefSeq, a predicted model, not a curated record